UCCCUGCGCCUGCGCGCGGUGAAGGGGGCAGUUCAGCAGCCCGCCGCCACCAGUGCUCUGGCCCCCGGGAUAGUGCGUGAGCCGCAAACUAGGCGCGUGGCUGGGUCCGGAGCGCGCUGGGGACGGUUGGCGUCCGGCAUGGCCUGGAGCCAGCCGGCGCUGCUGCUGUCGCCUCUGAUGCUCUUGGUGCUGACGACACCUGUCCAACUCUCCCCCGACUACCACUACUUCGGCGAGAAGGGCGAAGGUGACACCUGGGAGCUGCUGCGACAGCAGCAUCAAAAGGUCUCGGAGGAUUCGCUCCUGGGCCCUUGGGGAAAGUGGCACUGUUUCUGCAACCUGGGCAAACAAGAACGCAGCCGCGAGGUGCUGGGCACAGCUCCGGAGCCUGUGUUCAUGGACCGAGAGGACCUGGUCCAGGUGAGGCCCUGCAGGCAAAGGGAUUGUCCAUCCUGCAAGCCGAUCGACUGCAACUGGAGGCCUUGAACCCGGCCUCCGUGGGUAGAGCCCGAGAGACCCCGGGGCGGAGCUUGGAAAGUGACCCUGUGCAAAGCUCGCCCUCCGUUGCCUCCCGUGGGGACUACAAUUCCCAGGAGGGGGCACGGCAGCGGCGUCGGCGUCGGCUGCG
Sciurus carolinensis (gray squirrel) is the source of this 628-nucleotide messenger RNA. It is a transcript of the gene Thsd8, whose product is annotated as thrombospondin type 1 domain containing 8. The transcript has 3 exons. The coding region runs from base 139 to 486 and encodes 115 amino acids. NCBI's taxonomy places the organism in Eukaryota, Metazoa, Chordata, Mammalia, Rodentia, Sciuridae. The record is from RefSeq and is a predicted model, not a curated record.